Messenger RNA from Prorocentrum cordatum, 749 nucleotides. The record is from the annotation of a GenBank genome assembly. Lineage: Eukaryota; Dinophyceae; Prorocentrales; Prorocentraceae.
AUGGCGUGCAACCCGUGCAACUGCUCGAAGGGCACGCACUUCGCAGGCUCGCCCGAGGAGUCGGUGCCGUCGUUCAAGUCGAAGGACAGCAUUAAGCUUGCGAAGGCGGUGGAGGAGCUUAAGCUGCUCAAGGCCAAGAUGGGCGACAAGAAGCCGCAGACCGCAGGGGCGGGGGCGGCCGCGGACGCUGCGAACAAGCAGCGCCUCGACGUCAUCACUGCGAAGCUCAAUAGCAUCCAGGGCUUGGUGGGCUCGCCCGACGUCGGGGAGGCCGAGCUGCGCGAGUCCCUGGAAGCCACCAGGGCCAAGCUGGAGGAGGAGCAGGUGCAGUUGCGCGCGACGAUCUUCAGCUCCAAGCCCAAGGGCGCGCAGUUCAAAAGGAUCUCCGACCAAAUCAAGAAGGUGGAGAAGCAGGUCGAGAAGGGCCGUGCGGAAGUGGCGGCGAUCGCGGAUCAGAAGCGGGAGCUGGGGGCCGAGCAGGCGCGCGUCGUGGGCAUGGCCCCCGCGCCUCCAGGCGGACCUGGCGCUGACCUGGAUGGCCUGGUUGUGGUGGGCGGGGUCUCGAUCACGGCUGGUUUCUUGGGGCGCGUGCUGGGCGGUUUCCACGUGGACGCGGCCGCCCAGCGCGCCAUCAGCGAGCAGGCCCUCAAGCUCGAGCAGCAGCGCAGAGGCGCCCGCGCGGCGGUGGCGGAGGAGGCAGCUGCUCAGGCGAAGGCCAGGCCGAGGGCGCAGUUGGCGUCGAGCUGGAG